UGCUCUUAUGAGAGAGUAGGCAAAAUCGCUACCAGACUCCCGUCCUCUGCUCGAGGGUCGCAGCAGCAGCACCCCACGGCGCCGCCGUUGUACUUUUGCGCUUUUCAGCACAUAUAAACCGGCAAGAGCAAAGGGAGCAUCGGUGGCUUUGGAUUAGAUCUGGGGAUGGCGGACAUGGGGAAACCUCAGCAGAUGGAGGUGCGCAACCAUGAUGCGAUAACUGGUGAGGGGUCGUCCUGUUCGGCUGCUGAAAUAAAGCCUGAUUCUCACUGCGGCGAAAUAGUUGGAUCGCAGGUCCAGCUUCCAGAGGACAUUCUUCAUCGGAUACACGCCCUUAUGCCAAUGCGAGAUGCUGCUCAGGCUGCCUGCGUGUCUCUUGCUUUCCUGCGUUCUUGGAGAUGCUAUCCCAAUCUCAUCAUUUCUGUUGAUUCACUAUGCAUAAAUGAAUAUGGAUCUCGGUAUGAUGAAUUAACAACAGAUUUUAUCACUAGAGUUGAGCACAUUAUGCAGAAUCACUCUGGCAUGGGAGUGAAGGAAUUUAGACUACAAAGCUACCCUUGUUCCACUAUAGAUCCCAGUUAUCUUGAUCACUGGAUUCAAGUUGCCAUGACACCUGGGAUUAAAGAGUUUGAACUAUCAUUGUUUGAAAUUGGUGACAUCAAGUACAGUUUUCCAUGUUCUCUUUUAUCUACUGAGAGGGGAAGCUCCAUUCAGUCUUUGAUGCUUUCUGGGUGUUCUAUUCACUCCACGGCACAAGUUGGUUGCAUGAGUAGCCUGACAAAUUUGAAUUUGUAUGAGGUCGACAUCAGUGGCGAGGAACUAUUAUGUUUUCUGUCCAAUUCUUGUGCUUUGGAGAAAAUUUCCCUUUCAAACUGCAAUAAUAUAAUUUGCUUGGAGAUACCUAGUCAGCUUCAAAAGCUUAAUAUCCUGAGCGUGUUGGACUGCCAAAUGCUGGAGAUGAUUGACAGCAAUGCCCCAAAUCUCUCAACUUUCUCCUGUACAGGACACCAAAUACAUAUCUCACUUGGACAUGCAUUGCAAGUGAAGGAAAUAAGAUUUGACUGUCACUAUUCAUCCAAUGCACUUUAUUACGCUAUUACCAAUCUUCCAUUCAUUGUGCCAAAUCUCCAAACUCUAUUUCUGUCAACUAUUGAUGAGACUAUCAAUACACCAAUGACGUUAGGCAAAUUCCUCCAGCUGAAGUUCCUGGAGAUUACAUUGUCUGCUUCAAAUUUUUCUCCAGACUUCGACUUUAGCUCCCUGGUAUCUUUUCUUGAUGCAUCUCCUGCCUUGGAGACGUUCAUCUUACGUAUUUCGAUGCCAACCAUUAGGCACGAUUCAAUUCUCGAAGAUCCUGAUGGUGAUUCCUCACUACUACAAUGCCUCUCAGAUUGCUACCACGACAACCUCAAGAAUGUGAUGAUAACAGGGUUUUGCUCCGCAAAGAGCAUGGUCCAGCUCACUAUCCACAUUAUGCAGAAAGCAAGGUCGCUAGACUGUCUUACGUUAGACACUACCCGUGGCCAUGACAGGAGGUUUGCCAACAUUGAUAGGUGCUGGCCACUCACUGAGGAGGCACUUGUAGAGGCUGGAAAGGCUCGUGUUGCCAUUGAAAGAUACAUUGAGGCAGGAGUGCCCCCAUCUGUGAACCUGAAGAUUAUCGAGCCGUGCAGCAAGUGCACAUACAGAUAAACGAUGGAGGUUCACAUGAAUAAAGCCCUUAUGUGCACGAAUUUAAUGUUUUGACGUUUUGUUGACUUGUUAAAAGAGACUAAACUUUGCACCCCUGCGGGAUAGAUGGCUCAAUAGUACUAUUUAUCUACUUAUUAUAACAGUUAAUCUAAUGUGCCUUUCUCAUAA
This is a messenger RNA of Sorghum bicolor (sorghum), 1860 nucleotides long. RefSeq lists its product as uncharacterized. The record is from RefSeq and is a predicted model, not a curated record. Bases 166 to 1692 code for a protein of 508 amino acids. The transcript has 5 exons. NCBI's taxonomy places the organism in Eukaryota, Viridiplantae, Streptophyta, Magnoliopsida, Poales, Poaceae.